Aspergillus sclerotioniger CBS 115572 is the source of this 1615-nucleotide messenger RNA. Its product is annotated as F-box protein. Bases 267 to 1406 code for a protein of 379 amino acids. The record is from RefSeq and is a predicted model, not a curated record. Lineage: Eukaryota; Fungi; Ascomycota; Eurotiomycetes; Eurotiales; Aspergillaceae. Gene Ontology annotation, molecular function: protein binding. The transcript is spliced from 2 exons.
CAGUUCAGACACCGAUGAUUGAUUCCAGAGAGUAACGGUACCUGCUUCAGUUCAUUUUGACGAGUUCUUCCCGGACUUGUACCUCUACCAGCUUGUUGUAGUUAACUCUCGCUUCUGUUCUGGGCUGGUCAUGUCUCUGCGCGAACCAUAAUUUAUUUGCGUGGGAACGGCGUGGCGACUAGGCAGCGCUCGAAAGACGAGCGAUUAUUUACUGGCGGUUGGAAAUCCCUCUGGAAUGAUUUGAAACAUCCAGCCAAAUCUACACGAUGUCCGACAAGAUCAGCCUACUACCUUUGGAGCUUAUCCUUCAUAUACUCUCCUACCUUCCUUUCGAGUCAUUGCUUGCCUUUGGCGAGACGUCUCGUGCCAACUAUGAGUCUCAUACCCUCUGUCUCAGCUGCUUACGGCUAGGGGUCUUUGAGAAGCGCAUUCAUUCCGUGAUAUCUUUGCUCCAGGCUGGCUGGACCACGCCCGAUCAAAUGGCUCAGAUCGCCAGACUCGACAAACGAGAGAAUGACUAUACCAUAUCAAUUGUUCAACCUGCAAUAAAUCGCCUGGUUAGCGAUGCAGCCGGCAAGCCUCUACUGAAAAUCAGAGACUCAAAAAGACAGGGCCCUGUACUACUGGAGAAAUCCCGGACGAUGGAGCAGAUGAUCCGGGAACAAAACAAGAUCUUUGCUCAAGUGGUGACUCGGUAUGGCCGGGGGCUGAGGAAGCUGGAGUUUAUGGCAUAUGAUCUUGACAGCGAGGGCGCCAUGGCGCUAGCUGCUGGUUGCCAAAACAUCCUGCAUCAUCUAGCGUUGCGCUUCGAGCAUCCACAUAUUCGAGAAGGCCCGAUCAGACCAAGUACUUGGCAGAACCCUGCACCAGGGAGCACGGCGUGGAAUUUCUUGAUUGGUAUAGGACGAUAUCAACAGCUCGGUCUUUGCGGCCUGCAAACUCUGAUUCUGGAGCGGACAGGAAUCACUCCGUGGCAGUUGACGAUGCUGGUGAAGAAGAACCCGAAGUUAACUGUCCUCAAGCUGAGGACGUGUCGCGGUGCUCACCCCGAGUUUCUGAACUGGUUAGGCGGCAUUGCGCAGGACCCUGAUGAGCCAGCAACAGAGGGGAAUGCUCUAGCUCCUGGUCGAAAGCUGAAAGUGCUCUGGUUGGAAAACUGCCAUGAAGUACUAGCCCAUCCUGUUGAAGAUUAUGAAAAGCUACCUGGCCGACAUUGCGACUUUGGUCUUGAAUGGGUUAGAGGUCUCACAAGCUUGCAGUCUCUCUCUUUCUGCGAGAGUUCGAAUCUUCCCCCUGAAUACGUUGACCGAGCAAAUAGAAUGCUUUGGAAAAUACCAGAGGUCAUCCCCCCAUACUCUUGCCAUGGGGAUAAGGCUCCCAUUGAAGUUGACCCGGAACUUCUGUAGCUUGCAGUCAUUGAUUGUUUUUUCUUUGUUUGUUUGUUUGUUUGUUUUUUGUUGUGUGCUGCAUUUGUGUGGUGCAUUGGGGUGGUAUAUCUGUGCCUUUUUUUCUUGUUGCCUCACUAUGUUUCUAAUAGACUAUCUAUGCUAUGCAUUAUCGUCAUUUUCAUCAUCAUGUCUGUGCCGGAAAUAUUGGUCACUUCAGGGUGAUUUCU